Messenger RNA from Geodia barretti, 768 nucleotides. The record is from the annotation of a GenBank genome assembly. NCBI's taxonomy places the organism in Eukaryota, Metazoa, Porifera, Demospongiae, Tetractinellida, Geodiidae.
AUGUGCGCCGCAUUGGGCCAUAACCAUCCCCGGAUCGUACAAGCCCUCCAGGAAAGCUGCGAGUCGCUGAUUCACAGUCACAUGACGAUGUUCAACGAUCGGGAGAUUAUUCUCGCGAGCCGACUGGCGGAGAUUACACCUCCCGGCAUGAACCGGAGUAUGUUCCUCACCUCGGGCAGCGAUUCCAACGAAGCUGCGAUGGCAAUUGCCAAACGCUACACUGGCGGCUACGAAAUAGCCAGCCCGGUGGUCAGUUUCCACGGCAUGAGCGACGCCACCCGGGCCGUUACCUUUUCUGGUUGGCAUCAGGGUUUUGAGUUGCUGGACGCGCAGGCCGACGGUCGUAUGGCCGCCGUGAUUACCGAGCCGUUAUUCAGCGCUGGCGGCGUGAUAGAACCACCUCCUGGUUGGCUGCAGGAGUUGAAACUACGCUGUGAGCGGCGGGGAAUGCUCCUGAUUCUCGACGAAGCGCAGACUGGAUUGGCCAAAUUGGGAUCAAUGUGGGCCUUCGAGCAGGAAGGCGUCGUGCCCGACAUUUUCACCAUCUCAAAGCACUUUGGCGGUGGUAUCGCCAUCAGCGCCACCAUAACCACCGAUGAAAUUGAGGAGAAGGCCGUGGAAACCGGCUUGGUCGUGGCUCACUCCCACUCCAACGACCCAAUGACCUGCAACGCUGCCAUCGCCAGCUUGGACAUAAUUCUCGAAGAAAGUUUGGUUGACGUUGCCAACCGGAUUGGGAAAUAUUGGCAGGGGCACCUGCUCAAUUGA